AGUUCAUGCCGGGCUGGAGUUACUCCCAUCAGGAGGGACGGACUAUAGCUGGGUCAGCUGCGAGCAGCCUGCAGCAUUGGCUUGUGGUCGCAAUGAGUUUGCCUCUCAAUCCAAAACCUUUUCUGAAUGGAUUAACAGGAAAGCCAGUAACGGUGAAACUGAAGUGGGGAAUGGAGUACAAAGGCUACCUUGUGUCUGUAGAUGGCUAUAUGAACAUGCAGCUUGCAAACACAGAAGAAUACAUAGAUGGAGCUUUGUCUGGACAUUUGGGUGAAGUUUUAAUAAGGUGUCAUAAUGUCCUUUAUAUCAGGGGUGUUGAAGAAGAGUAAGAAGAUGGGGAAGUGAGAGAAUAGCAUCUUUUGUGGGGAAUGUUUUUUAUAUAUAUUUCUAGUGUUGAUGAGGGUUUUGAGAAGUGAGGGCUUUUAUACAGUAUUUUUAUACACCACGGAAGGAAGUUUAAAUGAAUACAUUCUGAGGGAUAAACUGGCAGUUCUCUGGAUAUGUAAAAUCACAUAACCUUUGACCAAGCAAUUCUGCUUCCAGGAAUCACCUGGGUCCCUGAUAACUAGCGACAUGUGUUAUGCACCAAGAUGUAUGUAUA
Messenger RNA from Nyctereutes procyonoides (raccoon dog), 601 nucleotides. RefSeq names its product small nuclear ribonucleoprotein F-like. NCBI's taxonomy places the organism in Eukaryota, Metazoa, Chordata, Mammalia, Carnivora, Canidae. The transcript has a single exon. Gene Ontology annotation, molecular function: RNA binding. Gene Ontology annotation, biological process: mRNA splicing, via spliceosome; spliceosomal snRNP assembly. The record is from RefSeq and is a predicted model, not a curated record. Bases 6 to 329 code for a protein of 107 amino acids. Gene Ontology annotation, cellular component: U1 snRNP; catalytic step 2 spliceosome.